Molecule: messenger RNA, 879 nt
Organism: Volvox carteri f. nagariensis
Lineage: Eukaryota; Viridiplantae; Chlorophyta; Chlorophyceae; Chlamydomonadales; Volvocaceae
Exons: 6
Coding region: 1-879 (292 amino acids)
Molecular function (GO): hydrolase activity
Source: RefSeq, a predicted model, not a curated record
AUGUACGCUAGUGCUUGCCGCUUGGUUGGACUUCUUCCUACAACGACGAGGACCAAUAACUCCACGCUUCCGCUCUGUCAGUCCUCCCGUCAGCCGGCGGCAGCGGCGUCCAGUCCGCCACAGGAGUUCUCUCUGCUUCUGACCAACUGCCGAGUCCUGGAUGUUGCGGCAGGGAACUACCUAGAGGGCUUGCAAAGUGUUUUGCUCCAGGGAGGGCUCAUUCGGGAGGUCCGACCCAUGGGUCAUGCGGGGGCCACCACGACGGUGAUGGUGGCGGCGGCGGAGUCAGCAGAUGCGGAGUCAGCAGAUGCGGAGUCAGCAGAUGCGGAGUCAGCAGAUGCGAAGUCAGCAGAUGCGGAGUCAGCAGAUGCGGAGUCAGCAGAUGCGGAGUCAGCAGAUGCGGAGUCAGCAGAUGCGGAGUCAGCAGAUGCGGAGUCAGCAGAUGCGGAGUCAGCAGAUGCGGAGGCUGAGGCGGGAAUUGCGCCGAUUGAGGGAUUUAGAACUCAUCCUCCUACAGCAGUGGAGGUGGACUGUGGGGGCGCUGUAUUGAUGCCUGCUGUUGGCAGGCUGCUGCCAACAUGCCAGUGCUGGUUGACCAACACGCAGUUCUCCGAGGCGGAGCUCAAAGCGAUCGUGGAGGAGGCGGGUGCGGCCGGGACCUACGUGUGCGCCCACGCCUACACCCCCGCCGCCAUACAGCGCGCCGUGAAAUGCGGCGUGGCGUCUAUCGAACACGGCAAUUAUCUGGACGAGUACACAGCGCGGCUCAUGAGCCAUCGACGGGUCUUCUUGGUACCGACUCUGGUAACGUACCGCGAGAUUGUACGGCAUGUCACAAACACCGAGUUUACAUGUGUAAACCGUCCACCAACUGCCUAA